CCAGGUUGCCAUUCAGGGUCUGCAACCUGCCUGCUAAUUAUUCAUCGUGGGCAUCUGAAUGCUGGAUGGACGGGGAUGGAGUUUGAGAGAAUGGGCUUUUGCGCAAUCUCCAUGCCGAGUCCCAGGUCUAUAACAUGGCACGAUUGUCCCGUCUUCUCGUCCCGUUUCCAUCCCUCUCAUCAGUACCAUCAGCAUCAUCAACAUAAGACAACAAGCAACAACAACCACCAACAACAACACACUUACUUAAGUGCCCAAACCACUUAUACAAAAUCAACACUCCAACAUCUACAAACACAUCAUCACCAUCAUCAUCCAACACCACUCUCAUAUCCCCACUCCCAAUAUUACUCCACUACACCACCCAUCUAGCACAGCCUCAUCAACAACAACGACAGCAAUGUCCAAGGCCAUUCUCAUCGUCGGUGCCACUGGCAAGCAGGGCGGCGCCACCCUCCACGCCCUUGCCGCCUCGGCGGACCCCUCCACCCAACUCCUGGCCGUGACCCGCGAUGCCAGCUCCGCAUCUGCCCAGAAGCUCGUAGCCCGAUAUCCCAAGCAAGUCGUCCUGGUCCAGGGCAACCUCGACGACACCGAGGCCCUGUUCGCCGCGGCCAAGAAGGCCACCUCGGCGCCCAUCUGGGGCGUCUUCAGCGUGCAGCUUCCCACCUUCAACAAGGCCGGCGCCGAGACGGAGGAGCGCCAGGGCAAGUCCCUUGUCGACUCGUCCCUCCGGCACGGCGUGAGCCACUUUGUCUACUCGUCCGUCGACCGCCACGGCCCGGAGCUGUCCCCCAAGAACCCGACCUCGGUGCCGCACUUUGUCACCAAGCACAACAUUGAGCAGCACCUGAUUGCAGCCACCUCGACCUCGACCACCACCAACGACAACAACAACAAGAUGACCUGGACCAUCCUCCGCCCCGUGGCCUUCUACGAGAACCUCGGCGGCUUCCAGGGCAAGGUCUUUGCCACGGCGUGGCGGGACGUCGUCCGCUCGCGGCCGUUGCAGAUCAUCAGCACCGAGGACAUUGGCAAGGUCGCCGCCAAGGCGCUCCUCCCGCAGAACCAGGCCCGGCUCGCCGGGCGCGCCAUCUCCCUCGUGGGCGACGAGCUGACGUUUGCCCAGUUCAACAAGACGUUUGUCGACAAGACGGGCCACCCGGCGCCGACGACUUUCGGCUUCCUCGCGCGCUUCGUCCUGUGGAUGGUGUCGGAGCUGGGCGUCAUGUACUCGUGGUUCGACCGCGAGGGGUACGGCGCCAGCGUGCGCGAGACGCGCGAGGUCCUGCCCGAGACCAAGGACUUUGCGACCUGGCUGGAGGACCAGAAGGCGAGGAAGCUGCUGUAGAGGGGAAGCAAGCAGUUCCGCUUUGUCUUGGGGGAGGGAAAAAGUUGCGAUGAUUUCUGUGCUUUUUUUCUCUUUUGUGGCAGCGUGUCUGUCUUGUGUUUGAAAUUUGUUGCUGCUUCCACAUACACACACACACACACACACACAUCAUAUAGACUAAUACUUAUAGAGCCUGUCGUUUAUCCUGUUGUAAUCAAG
Molecule: messenger RNA, 1549 nt
Organism: Microdochium trichocladiopsis
Lineage: Eukaryota; Fungi; Ascomycota; Sordariomycetes; Xylariales; Microdochiaceae
Exons: 1
Coding region: 401-1351 (316 amino acids)
Source: RefSeq, a predicted model, not a curated record